AUGCCUUCGAAUGAGGAAGAACAAAUUCAACUGAAAGGCGAAGAUAUUUCACCAAAUAGAGAUGGCUGUCUACUCAAAGAAAUUGUUCGUCAAGGUGUCGACAAUGAAAAACCAAUGUUCGAUGAUACAGUUUAUAUUCAUUAUAUUGGAACUCUACUUGAUGGAACAGUAUUCGAGAAUACUCGAGAGCGAAAUGAGAAGGUUAGUUUCAAUUUUGAUAGAGGAGAGGUGAUCAAAGCAUGGGAUAUUGGUGUGGCAACCAUGAAGCGUGGAGAAAUUUCACGAUUUACUUCGAAACCCAAAUAUGCUUAUGGUCUAAAAGGAUUGAAUGGCAAAGUCGGAUCCGCCACAACUGUGAUUUUCGAAAUUGAACUGCUUGAUUGUGUAGGUAAAGAUAUUAGCCACGAGCGAGAUCAAAGCAUUAUACGACGGAUAAUAAAAAGAGGUGAAGUAUUUGAGCAGCCAAAAGAAGAUGCUACUGUACAAAUUCAUCUCAAAGGAACGCAUCAAGGUCAAAUAUUUGACGAACGAACAGUCAGUUUCAUUGCUGGAGGAGGUUGUUUACAAAAUAUUCCUCUAGGUGUUGAAUAUGCUGUCUUCAGAAUGAGCAAAGGUGACCAUUGGAAAUUAUAUUUAAAAUCAAAAGGGACGCAGGGUGUGGAAAAGUUUCAUAUUCCACCUGAUUCACCUGUCGAGUACGAAGUUACCAUAAUCGACCUCGAACAGCCCAAAGACGAUAGAUUUUUUAGCGACGAACAAAAACUUCAACAAUCAGAAAUAUUGAAAAAACGUGGAGAUGAAUUCGUUGAAGGUGGUCACUAUGAACUUGCUGUCAAAAAAUACAAAACCAUUUAUUACUAUCUCCUAUCGGCAUCGUUUACAAAUGAUAGUGAUAAAGAACAAUCUCGACAAUUAAAAUUUGAUGCUCAAUCGAAUUUAGCUUUAUGCUAUUUGAAAUUGGCUGAUUAUGAUAAAUGUGAAAGAGCAUGUGACAACGCUUUAAUAUUCGAUCCACAAAAUGAAAUAUGUCUCUUUCGUCGUGGUCAAUGUCACUUGGCAUGGGGUUAUUUUCGUGCAGCUAUUCGUGAUUUUGAAGCUGUUCUCAAAUUGAAUCCAAAAAAUGAUGCUGCAAAACAACAUAUACAAGAAUGUCAACAAAAAAUUCAAGCGGAUGAAGCCAAGAAAAAGGAAUCAUGCAAAUCCAUUUCUGGAACAGAGACUGAGGCAACCGAGACAAGUACGAAAAGGAAUGAAUAA
Molecule: messenger RNA, 1257 nt
Organism: Rotaria sordida
Lineage: Eukaryota; Metazoa; Rotifera; Eurotatoria; Philodinida; Philodinidae
Source: the annotation of a GenBank genome assembly